This is a messenger RNA of Trichoderma atroviride IMI 206040, 1638 nucleotides long. RefSeq lists its product as uncharacterized. Gene Ontology annotation, cellular component: membrane. Gene Ontology annotation, biological process: glycerol transmembrane transport. The record is from RefSeq and is a predicted model, not a curated record. Gene Ontology annotation, molecular function: carbohydrate:proton symporter activity. Lineage: Eukaryota; Fungi; Ascomycota; Sordariomycetes; Hypocreales; Hypocreaceae.
AUGGCGCCUCCUAAAUUUGCUGGCCUUUCAGGCCGGCCGCUCUCCCUGACCGUCUCGACUGUUGCUACCAUGGCUUUCCUUCUCUUUGGAUAUGACCAGGGAGUCAUGAGUGGUAUCAUCUCCUCUCCAGUGUUCAACGACUAUUUCCCCGAGACAAGAGACUCAACCAUGCAGGGUCUGGUAACAGCCAUCUAUGAGAUUGGUUGUCUGAUAGGUGCCAUGUUUAUCCUGGCCGUGGGAGACUUGCUCGGCCGCCGAAAAGCCAUCAUCAUCGGCGGAGUCAUCAUGAUCUUUGGAACCAUUAUCCAAGUCACCUGCAUGCGUGGCCAUGCCCAGCUUGCGCAGCUCAUCAUUGGCCGUAUCGUCACCGGCGUUGGCAACGGCAUCAACACCUCAACCGUCCCAACCUACCAGGCUGAGUGCAGUAAGACAUCCAACCGUGGCCUGCUCAUCUGUAUCGAAGGUGGCAUCAUUGCCUUUGGCUCGCUCAUUGCCUAUUGGAUCGAUUAUGGCGCAUCAUACGGACCUGACGACUUGGUCUGGCGAUUCCCCAUUGCCUUCCAGAUUGUCUUUGCCCUCUUCUUCUGCACGGCCAUGAUCUGGCUCCCCGACAGCCCCAGAUGGCUCCUCACGCACGAGCGUUAUGAGGAGGCGGAAGUCACCAUUGCUGCCCUCCGUGGAUAUGAAGUCGACAGCGAAGAGACCAAGAUGGAGCGAGACAUUAUCCUCGACUCCAUCAGAGCCUCGGGCUUCGCCGGCCAGAAGAGCACUCCCAUCAAGGCCCUCUUCACCAACGGCAAGACGCAGCACUUCCGACGCAUGUUGCUCGGCGCCUCAUCUCAGUUUAUGCAGCAGGUUGGUGGCUGCAAUGCCGUCAUUUACUACUUCCCCAUUCUGUUCCAAAACUCCAUCGGCGAGACUCACAACAUGGCCAUGCUACUCGGCGGUAUCAACAUGAUUGUCUACUCCGCCUUUGCCACCGUCUCAUGGUUCAUCAUUGAGCGAGUCGGCCGUCGAAAGCUGUUCCUUUACGGCACCGUUGGCCAGAUGCUUUCCAUGAUAUUGACGUUUGCGUGUCUGAUUCCGGGCAAUCCCUCUGCCGCCAAAGGAGCAGCCGUUGGUCUCUUCACCUACAUUGCGUCCUUUGGAGCCACCUGGCUGCCGCUCCCAUGGCUCUACCCUGCCGAGAUCAGCCCCAUCAAGACCCGUGCAAAGGCAAACGCUGUUUCGACAUGCACAAACUGGCUCUUCAACUUUUUCAUUGUCAUGAUCACUCCUAUUAUGAUUUCCAACAUUGGCUGGGGAACCUACCUGUUCUUUGCCAUUGUCAACGCCUGCUUCUUCCCCAUCCUGUAUUUCUUCUACCCAGAGACGGCGAACCGAUCGCUGGAAGAGAUUGACAUCAUCUUUGCCAAGGGCCACUCUGAGAACAUUUCAUAUGUCAAGGCCGCCAAUGAGCUGCCUUUCCUGUCUCAUGACGAGGUCGAGGAAUACGCUCUUCGAUACGGCCUGGUCACCAGCGCAAGCCAAGGUGCUGCAGGCAGGGAGGAGGACAAGUCGAGUGAGAGGGGGAGCUCCAGCGAAAAGGGAAGCUCGAACGAGAAGGAAAUCGGCACAGGAACCGAGUCCGAGAAAUGA